GAGGCAGCGGUGUCCGCAUCCUGGAGCAACAUGGCGGCGUCCGUGAGGGGCUAGCUUUGGAAGUUCAGUGUGGUUGUGGGUGAGGUGCAGCGACUGGGCGUUUAACUUCAGGGAAGCGGGGCGCGCAUAGCGGACAGCGUUCGUGCCCUCGUCCUCGGCAAGGAGCAGAGUCGCCCGAGCAGGAUGAGCAACAUCUACAUCCAGGAGCCUCCCACGAACGGGAAGGUCUUACUGAAAACUACAGCUGGAGAUAUUGACAUAGAAUUAUGGUCCAAGGAAGCUCCUAAAGCCUGCAGAAAUUUUGUUCAGCUUUGUUUGGAAGCUUAUUAUGAUAACACCAUUUUUCAUCGAGUUGUGCCUGGUUUUAUAGUUCAAGGGGGAGAUCCUACUGGUACAGGGACUGGUGGCGAGUCUAUCUAUGGAGCCCCGUUCAAGGAUGAAUUUCACUCCCGGUUGCGUUUUAAUAGGAGAGGACUGGUUGCCAUGGCAAACGCUGGUCCUCAUGAUAAUGGCAGCCAGUUUUUCUUCACGUUGGGCCGAGCAGAUGAACUUAAUAACAAACACACCAUCUUUGGAAAGGUUACAGGGGAUACAGUAUAUAACAUGCUGCGGCUGACGGAAGUGGACAUCGAUGCUGAUGAAAGGCCACGGAACCCACACAAAAUAAGGAGUUGUGAGGUUUUGUUUAAUCCAUUUGAUGACAUCAUUCCAAGGGAAAUCAAAAAGCCAAAGAAAGAAAAACCAGAAGAGGAGGAAAAGAAGCUGAAAGCCAAGGGCACAAAAAAUUUUAGUUUGCUGUCAUUUGGCGAGGAAGCUGAGGAAGAAGAGGAAGAAGUAAAUCGAGUUAGUCAGAGCAUGAAGGGGAAAAGCAAAAGCAGUCAUGACUUGCUGAAGGAUGACCCGCGCCUCAGCUCUGUGCCCGCCGUGGGAAGUGAAAAAGGUGAUACAGCAGAUUUAGAUGAUGAUGCAGAAGGUGAAAGUACAGAAGAUGAUGAGGAUAUUGACGGCGAUGAAAAGGAGUUGAUGAAAGAAAGAAUUGCAAAAAAGUUAAAGAAGGACACAAGUGCAAAUGUUAAAUCAGCCGGAGAGGGAGAAGUGGAAAAGAAACCCGUGAGCCGCAGUGAGGAACUUAGAAAAGAAGCCAGACAAUUAAAACGGGAACUCUUGGCAGCAAAGCAGAAAAAAGCAGAAGACACAGCCAGAGCAGAAAAAAGGAGUGAAGAGGAAGAAGAUGUUCCCAAUGGUGCUGUUGCAGAAUACAGAAGAGAAAAGCGAAAGUACGAAGCUUUGCGGAAGCAACAGGCCAAGAAGGGGACUUCCCGCGAAGACCAGACUCUUGCACUGCUGAACCAGUUCAAAUCUAAGCUCACUCAAGCAAUUGCUGACACUCCAGAAAACGACGUUUCUGAAGCGGAGGUGGAAGAUGACGAGGGCUGGAUGUCACAUGUACUUCAGUUUGAGGACAAAAGCAGAAAAGUGAAAGACGCGAGCAUGCAGGACGCAGACACAUUCGAAAUCUAUGAUCCUCGGAACCCAGUCAACAAAAGAAGAAGGGAAGAAAGCAAAAAGCUGAUGAGAGAGAAGAAGGGAAGGAGAUGAAAUGAG
Molecule: messenger RNA, 1605 nt
Organism: Ochotona princeps (American pika)
Lineage: Eukaryota; Metazoa; Chordata; Mammalia; Lagomorpha; Ochotonidae
Gene: CWC27
Product: CWC27 spliceosome associated cyclophilin
Exons: 14
Coding region: 184-1599 (471 amino acids)
Biological process (GO): protein folding; protein peptidyl-prolyl isomerization
Cellular component (GO): catalytic step 2 spliceosome
Molecular function (GO): peptidyl-prolyl cis-trans isomerase activity
Source: RefSeq, a predicted model, not a curated record